Molecule: messenger RNA, 535 nt
Organism: Panicum hallii
Lineage: Eukaryota; Viridiplantae; Streptophyta; Magnoliopsida; Poales; Poaceae
Exons: 1
Coding region: 1-438 (145 amino acids)
Molecular function (GO): DNA-binding transcription factor activity
Source: RefSeq, a predicted model, not a curated record
AUGAAGACGCCAGAGCAGGAGCUGGACCUUGAGCUCAGCCUCAUCCUCCACCGCCCCCCCUCGCCGCCGGAGCUGGAGCCGGUGGAGGAACCGGUCGGCUUCUUCCUGUGCACGUACUGCGACCGCAAGUUCUACACCUCGCAGGCGCUCGGCGGCCACCAGAACGCGCACAAGUACGAGCGCGCCCUGGCCAAGCGCCGCCGUAAAAUCGCUGCUGCCAUGCGCGCGAACCAGGCGAUCGAGAGGGGCGCCGGCCAGGUCGACAGGCCUGGAGGCACAGGCGCCCGAGUCGUUGGCGUCGCUGGAGCUGAGCCUGAGGCGGCCGAGAGGGCGAGGCCGCUGGUCGCGCAGCAAUCUGCUCCGGUGCCUUGGCACUCCGCCGACCUGCAGAGCGACAUGGGGCGCGCCGACGAGCUGGACCUGACACUCAGGCUAUGAUUGGCUUCUUCUCCGAUCCUGCAGCUUCCUAGCAGCUACCUGAUCUGUGUGGCUCUUUGCCUGUUUUUUGAAAUGAUUUGCUUUAUCGUUCUGCUAC